AUGAAUAUUAUUAUAGCUGUCAUAACUAUCUCCGCAGCCCUAGCAAUAGUUUUAGCACUAGUCUCCUUUUAUCUUCCACAAAUAACGCCAGACUCCGAAAAACUUUCACCAUAUGAAUGCGGCUUUGACCCACUUGGCUCAGCCCGCCUUCCUUUCUCACUACGAUUUUUUUUAAUUGCCAUUCUUUUUUUACUGUUUGACUUAGAAAUUGCACUAUUAUUACCUCUCCCCUGAGCAGACCAACUCUCCUCUCCCUCUCUUACAUUCACCUGAGCCACAUUAGUUUUAAUUAUACUUACUGCCGGCUUGAUUUAUGAAUGAUUGCAAGGAGGACUAGAAUGAGCAGAAU
Molecule: messenger RNA, 349 nt
Organism: Synchiropus splendidus (mandarinfish)
Lineage: Eukaryota; Metazoa; Chordata; Actinopteri; Syngnathiformes; Callionymidae
Source: the annotation of a RefSeq genome assembly